AUUGUAUUUAGAAAUAUGCAUUUUAUGACAAGCCAUUUCUGUUGUGUAUCGGAGCGCAAGAAGUGGUAGGGAUGGAGUGUGAGAGAGAGAGAGAGAGAGAGAGAGAGAGAGAAAGAGAGGGACUGCGCUUAGAGCUGGAGUGCGCGCGGGAUAGCACACCGGCUGGAUCGCGGAGUCGCGAGGAUGGAGAUCCGACCAGACAGGUUUAAGGCGGUUGCAGCCAAGAAUCUGGGAAAGAUACACAGAAUCCUAGAAAAGCGUCAGCCCAAUGGCGAGACCAUCGAGCUUUCGGCCGAGGGCCGCCCAGAGCUUGUGGAGGAGAAGGAGAUGCCCGUGGUGGACUGCACCUGUUUCGGCCUUCCCCGUCGCUACAUCAUCGCCAUCCUCUCAGGCCUGGGCUUCUGCAUCUCCUUCGGCAUCCGCUGCAACCUGGGCGUGGCCAUCGUCAGCAUGGUCAACGACCACACCGUCUGGAAGGGUAACAAGGAGGUCCUGGUGGCAGCACAGUUCAGCUGGGAUCCAGAGACCGUGGGGAUGAUCCACGGGUCCUUCUUCUGGGGAUACAUCGUCACACAGAUUCCCGGAGGUUUUAUAUGUCAAAAAUAUAAAGCUAACAAAGUGUUUGGCUUCGCCAUAGUGGCCACAUCCACUCUCAACAUGCUGAUUCCAUCUGCUGCUCGUACACACUACAGCUGUGUCAUACUAGUCAGGAUAUGCCAAGGCCUCGUCGAGGGUGUAUCUUACCCAGCAUGCCAUGGGAUCUGGGCCAAAUGGGCCCCGCCUCUAGAGAGGAGUCGACUGGCCACAACAGCAUUCUGUGGUUCCUAUGCGGGAGCUGUGGUGGCCAUGCCUCUUGCUGGAGUGUUGGUUCAGUAUGUAGGGUGGCCUUCAGUCUUCUACGUCUAUGGCAGUUUUGGGAUAGCAUGGUAUCUGUUCUGGAUCCUGGUGUCGUAUGAAAGCCCAGCAGCCCACCCCACUAUCACCCCUGAGGAGAGGAAGUACAUCGAGGAAGCCAUCGGAGAGUCAGCAGGUUUUGCCAAUCCUCUACAGAAAUUCAAAACCCCGUGGAGAGCAUUCUUCACGUCCAUGCCGGUGUACGCCAUUAUCGUAGCCAACUUCUGCAGGAGCUGGACUUUCUACCUGCUUCUCAUCAGCCAGCCGGCCUACUUCGAGGAAGUGUUUGGCUUUGAGAUCAGCAAGGUGGGGAUGGUGUCGGCCUUGCCACAUCUGGUGAUGACCAUCGUUGUGCCCAUUGGGGGACAGCUGGCCGACUACCUUAGAACACACAACAUCAUGACCACCACUAAUGUCAGGAAGCUCAUGAACUGUGGAGGGUUUGGAAUGGAGGCCACUUUCUUGCUGGUGGUGGGAUACUCUCACACCAAGGUCAUGGCCAUCUCCUUUUUAGUCAUCGCUGUGGGCUUCAGUGGAUUUGCCAUCUCAGGUUUCAACGUGAAUCACUUGGAUAUUGCCCCCCGCUAUGCCAGCAUUUUGAUGGGCAUUUCCAACGGAGUGGGCACCUUGUCGGGUAUGGUGUGCCCUCUUAUAGUGGGCGCCAUGACCAAACACAAGACGCGUGAAGAUUGGCAGGGUGUCUUCCUCAUCGCUUCAGUUGUUCACUAUGGUGGAGUGAUUUUCUAUGGAAUCUUUGCGUCAGGGGAGAAGCAGCCGUGGGCGGACCAGGAGGACACUAGCGAUGAGAAGUGUGGCAUCAUCGAUGAGGACGAACUGGCCAAUGAGACGGAAGAGAUGUACCGCACAGGCGGAGGGGGGCAGUACGGAGCCAUGAGCCAGCCAACAGCGGGCCCCAACGGAGGAGGGGGUGCUGGAGGGGCAGGGUGGGUCCAGGACUGGGAGAAGACGGAGGAAUAUGUUCAACCUCCGGGAUACAACCAGUAUCUCUACGGAGGGGAGGGAGAGAGGGAGCUCACAUAAUGCCCUAUUCAGACUUGAGAUAAGUUGACUAAACAUGGACCUAAGUCUAAAAAGGCUGACUUAAGUCCAUGAUUUAUUGACUUAAGUUCAUGUUAAGUAUACAGUAACUUUCUCAAGUCUGAAGAGUGGGGAGAUGGGGAAAAGAGAGAGAGAGCGAGAGAGAGGUGAAAUAAGAAAGGACAGAUGUUUUGGAAAAAGGACAUGUAGUGAGGGAAGAUAGAGGGUUAGCAAAUUGUCAUAGGUGUGUUUUUGUAUAUACGUACAUUUACACAUGUGGGACAUCAUAUGAAUUUUAUGCAUUUGUGUAAGUGUGUGAGAGCGUGUGUGUGUGUGUGUGUGGGGGGGGGGGUGAUGAUAAUGUUGUAUGUUGUGGUCCAGAACCUGAACUAAUCUCCCAUAAUUCCCUCCUGCUCUUGAACCCUUUGUGACAAGUCAGGAGUGGUGCUUUGAAGGAAUUAAAUGUUUUCUUGUAGAUGUUGCUCAGCAUUCCAGUGUGUGUGUGUGUGUGUGUGUGUGUGUGUGUGUGUGUGUGUGUGUGUGUGUGUGUGUGUGUGUGUGUGUGUGUGUGUGUGUGUGUGUGUGUGUGUGUGUGUGAGGAACAUUUUGCCUGUUGAACCUGAAACUCUUAUUGGGCCACUGUUGCUCACUCAUCAGUUGAGUUUAAUUUACAUGUAAUUUACUUUCAAACGAAUAAGUCUCCAUGAGCAGUCUGUCGGAUUUGUGGGUGUGUCUGGAAAUCAAAUGUAAGUGUCUCGUUUUUGAAAAGCUUGUUGUUUAUAAGCAUGGGUGGUAUGGAUGCGACUCAACCCAAAGCUUAUUUUCUAUUGCUACUGGCCAAUGUUGCACACAGCAGUCCAAUGUUUUCGAGCAUCGGCAAAGUGGGCAUUAUAUCCAUGAGGAAAGGCCAUUGGUUACUCCACUGAAUCCUGUCAGAGAGCAGUUAAAUGGUGCUCCAGAAUUCUGUCAUUAUUGUCAUAUUACCCUCUCAGUAUUUUAGGCAUUUUGCCAAAAUCACUGAACGCACUUAUAUGUAGAAGUCAAUAUUUACUGUAUGUAGGCUACUGUUCCUUUCUAUAUACGUUUCUAUGUAUUAGGCAGUGCUCUAUACUAACUAGUAAACAAACUAAAAUUUGACCAACUGGGGACAUUUUGUUGGUCCCCCAUAAGAUCAAAUGCUAUUUCUAGGGGGUUUAGGGUUAAGGUUAGAGUUAGAGUUAGUGUUAGGGUUAAAAUUAGGGUUAGGGUUAGGAGCUAGGGUUAGGGUUAAGGUUAGGGUAAGGGUACAGGUUAGGGUUAGGUAUAGGGGUUAGGGAAAAUAGGAUUUUGAAUGGGACUGAAUUGUAUGUCCCCACAAGGUUAGCUGCGCAAUACUGUGUCUAUGUAUGUGUGUGUGUGUGUGUGUGUGUGUGUGUGUGUGUGUGUGUGUGUGUGUGUGUGUGUGUGUGUGUGUGUGUGUGUGUGUGUGUGUGUGUGUGUGUGUGUGUGUGUGCGUGCGUGCGUGCGUGCGUCGGGUGCAGGUGCUGGAACAUUGUGCGGUGAGCAUGCUGUGAUGAUGGUUCCAUGGGUGCAGUGAGUGCACCACACAACGUGGCCAUGUGUCCACGUGUGACAAGAGAAGUAAUAAUGACUUAGGAUGUUAAUGUGUGACCACACGUUGCUGUAUUAUUUCUAUUGAUGAAACUUGUCGGCCUGUUAGUGAAUGACUGACUGUCGGUGAAUUGUGUGUUAACCUUUUGUGCAGUGAUGGAAAAAAUGUGCGGUUGCCAUUGUACCACAGCGUGCAAUGUGUGUCUAAUACUGGUCUUUAACAAUACGAACUGUAUCUUCAGGUGUGGGUGUUCUGUCAUAUUAUACAGUGUACGUUUGCGAGGCUAACGGGGACUGUAUGCUCUACGUGUCCUGAACAGAACAUUUCAGCAACCAAUCCUGGACUUGUUACUAUAGUUGUUGUUGUUUUUCUGUUGGUUUCUUACUUUCCUGUUUCCGUGUUCUCCUCUGUCUUGUGGAAACGUACGAUUACCUGUUGGGGAAACAACAUGUAAAAACACAUACAGAUAUAUACAUACAAAAACACAGAAAAAAUAUGACAUGUAUGAAAUAUGUAUAUGUGUAAAAUAAAAGGUGUAUA
Molecule: messenger RNA, 4063 nt
Organism: Salmo salar (Atlantic salmon)
Lineage: Eukaryota; Metazoa; Chordata; Actinopteri; Salmoniformes; Salmonidae
Product: vesicular glutamate transporter 1
Biological process (GO): neurotransmitter loading into synaptic vesicle; synaptic transmission, glutamatergic; regulation of synapse structure or activity
Cellular component (GO): excitatory synapse; synaptic vesicle membrane
Molecular function (GO): neurotransmitter transmembrane transporter activity; L-glutamate transmembrane transporter activity
Source: RefSeq, a predicted model, not a curated record